UAUUUCAGCACAACCAAGUAUUGUGUAUUUGCAUCCGAUUAUAAACCUUGCUUCGACAAAGUGCAACGCUUGUGGAACGCAAGAAUCUUAUUCAAUUCGAGGUUGUUUGGGGUAGAUGGAUAUGAUUGGUUGUGAAGCGUGCUCUACAACUCCAUCACAAAGGUAUAUAUAUCUGCAACCACAAUAUGAAAUGAAGUUGUUAAGAGAUUAAUCUAGAGUUACCAAGGCUYCUCAAUUCGAGAACAGUGUGCUUCAGCAUAAAAGGGCACUGACAUUCUCUUUGGCCUACUUUUUUGUUUACUCGUCAAAGCCGAAGCAUCGACCACGAUCAUUUCAKWAGACCUUCAGCACUGAGUAUCAUUCRGGAUUUACACAAAAAUGCCUAAAGCUUUUCUGCUAAAGAGAAAUUUCGGCGAAGCGGAUACGUUCGAGUGGUCUACUCCAGUAAGUGCUAGAAAAGCGAACUGCGAAAUCGAUUAUGAUGAGACCAAGAAACCCUUCAUUGUGGAUGCAGAGACCAAAGGCAAAGUCCUGAAAGACUUUGUACAAGGAGUGGAGAGUUUUCAAAACGGGGAAAGAUUCUCAUAUCCUGCAGAUGUAUGUGUUGGCGUCGCGCUCAACACUACCGCAAAAAGCAGCUUAUCCGGUUCGUCAACUGAUUUCAUAAAUAAUAAAAAGAAUUUGUCUGGCGGAGGAAAACCCGCAUUAAAUGGCUCCAGCUCUCGGUCGAAAAAUGAUUCAAGRAAAAGACGCUACCACGACGACGAAGACGAGUACUCGGACAGCAGUGUGCAUUUUUCAAGUGGCGAGGAUUACGAUGGCCCCACGUCAGGAAAUUGCAUCGGGAUAAACAAARGMAAAGCCAAGGGCAAUUCCUCUAGAAAAGAAAGAGCCAAUAGUAAGACAAUUCAUCGCUGUGAGCAAUGUGGCAAGAUCUUCAAGACCAAGUACACACUAUCGAUUCACCUCAAAAUGCCCGAUCACACAGAAAGCAGGCCAUUUGUCUGUAAUAUCUGCGGAAAGGGAUUCCGUCUGUCUAGUACGUUGUGCCGGCACAAAAUCAUCCACACACAGAAGAAACCACACAAGUGCGACAUUUGCAAUAAAWSCUUCAACAGAUCUUCCACACUAAAGACCCAUAUCCGAACUCACAGUGACAAUAAAGCUUUUAUUUGCGAUAUAUGCGGAAAAGGGUUUCAUCAGAAAGGGAAUCUUAGGAAUCAUAUCAUGAUUCAUACUGGAGAAAAACCAUUUAAGUGCACCAAGUGCCAGCGAGCUUUCAACAAAAUGUCCAACCUGAAAUUUCACAUGCAUACCCACACAGAUAAUCUUCCGUAUCAAUGCAAGAUCUGCCGGCAGAGAUUUGCUAAGAAAUUUGAACUCAAACAGCAUAACGAAGACCUGCACUCUUGAAGUUCAGAACACCUUUAGAAGAAUCUUCGAACAUUGACGCGUAAUCAGGGAUGACAGUGGUUCACUUUUACCACAGGAAACUGUGAAGUCCUUUGAGCAAUCACUUUCAAUGUUUGAAUUUUAUAGUUUGAACUAAUGGAGCACAAUGAAGACCUACAUCCCGGACUAAAAAAAGACUUUAGACACUGCCGUAAAAUCGGUGAAAGAAGCACCACUCUUUUUCCUUUGGAAAGACUCACUUGGAAAUUCUUCGUUUGYCUUGUUGAAUUUUCCAAAGACUUUAUUUCUUAAGAAAUGACCGAAUACUCACUGAGCGUGUUUACUGUCUUCUAUAAUCGCUUACACUUUGCUUUACAGGUCGUUAUUAAUGUCUGUGUAAACACAUCGAGAACACUAGAAUAGACUAUUGUUUGAUUUGGAUGUGUGGCUAAGAACGAAUGGUCUUCUUAUCUACUUAUCGUAUGGGCUAAUAGAAUAUAAUUCAUCAAAUUCACGUUCGAAUUUUGAGCCAUUUUGGCAAUAUACUUUCAUUUCUUUUAAAGGAAAAUUUCUCCCUGAGACAUUCAUCAGGAAAACGAUGUCUUUUUUUAAGAAUUUUAGAUAAAAAGACAAGAAGAGAAUCUAUCGUUAUAUUUUUAAAUUUGGAAUUUUUUUUUUGUUUAUCAUUGUUAGUUUAUGCUCGAGGGUAAAUCUCGCAAGGGGAGAUUGAACGAGUUGUUGGUGUUUCUUGUUUUGUAUAAAUUGUCCUUUUUGAUCAUAUAUUGGUUAAAUUAUUCUGACUUGUAAAUGUGAGGGAAAAAAGUCCAAUUUACCAGCUUUGAAAAUGAAUUUUUGGCACAUUUUGCAUGAAGAUAAUUUGUAUUUUUUGAAAAAUGAAAAUGCAUGAAAAGCUCGUCUUUAAUAAUUAAUUWAACAAUCAUAUCAAAUCCAAAAAGCUAUCAUCGAAAUAAACGAGGCUGGAUAUCUUUCAAUUUCUGCACUGCUCUGUCUAAUUUAGCCCGAACUUUUAAACUAUAUAUAUAUUAACGGACUUGUAUAAGACUUUCACUACAAUUUGAGUGAUAAUUUAUAACUGUUCCUUUAUGUUCACAAUUGUACAUUUGAUAAAACAUUGCAAUGGCUCAAUAAAUAUACAGGUUGUGUGA
This is a messenger RNA of Exaiptasia diaphana, 2558 nucleotides long. Its product is annotated as fez family zinc finger protein 1. Bases 379 to 1413 code for a protein of 344 amino acids. NCBI's taxonomy places the organism in Eukaryota, Metazoa, Cnidaria, Anthozoa, Actiniaria, Aiptasiidae. The record is from RefSeq and is a predicted model, not a curated record. The transcript is spliced from 3 exons.